Messenger RNA from Ceraceosorus bombacis, 806 nucleotides. Lineage: Eukaryota; Fungi; Basidiomycota; Exobasidiomycetes; Ceraceosorales; Ceraceosoraceae. The record is from the annotation of a GenBank genome assembly.
AUGCCGACGUUGACAUCUGCACACAGCUCGCAUCAAGACGAUCCCAUCGCCAAGAUUUAUCGGUAAGUCUUUCGAUUCCAAGCAGCAGAUCACGCAAUCAAAGAGCUGAAGCCACUGCACUGGCACAUCUGCAAACACAUCGACUCGCAGCAUCACGUUCAACUGGAUCGAGCCCGUCGCCGCUUUCUUGGGCGCCAUGGCCGCCAUCUUUGCGCCCAAAUUGCUCGCUCCCGCCACUCCAAACGCUUUCAAAGCGUACGAUGAGAGGAUGGUAAGUUUGCUCUGGCGCAUCGCUUGUGCACACUGCGCCCGCACCUUUACCGGCUUCUCGCUUCGACCACCAUCUGACGCGUUGCGCCGCAUAUACUUUGCUGCACACUCAGCGUCCCAUCUUUGCUCAGAUUGGUGGAGGAUGGUGAGAAAGAGACGCUGUGGUCUUUGCGAGCAGCCUACAUGCACCUCACAUCGCUUCCCAACCCUCCCUUUUGCGCGCACGCGCUCCCUCUCCCUCGCUCCAUCUUCGCAAAAGGCUCAUCAUGGUCUUCAACGACUUCGUCACCUUGCGCAUCUUUCCGCGCAACAUUCUCGUCUGGCGCUGCAUCCUCGGAGCUGGCAUCUGCUCCGAUGUCGUCUACAUAGCAGUCAUCAUUUGGGAUCUGGGUUGGCAAAGGUUCUCCAAUCCCACCUUUUGGACGUGGGAGGACGCUUUCACCAUCAUCUCUACCAUUGGUCCCUUUUUGCUCAAGAUCGCCUUUCAGCUCGGCAUUGGGGUCAAACAGGAGAAAGCUGGCGAGAAAGACAAGUGA